UGUUUACCAUCAGCUGUUAUUGUUUUGGUUUUGCGGAAUUGAUUACAAAUAAUUUUGGAAAAUGACAAGAAAACUUAAAGAAUAUUAAGAUAACCAAUUAAUUGAACUAACUAAUAAGAAGCAAAAAAUCCUUUUAAUCUAAAAUGACCAAGAUACCAAAAGCAGCACUUAGUCUAAAGCAGUUUAUGCUGCGCCAAGAGGUCCUGAAGCUAUACCGGGAAAUCUUCCGCACCAUCCGUCAAGUUCCCGACAAAAACAGCCAGCUGGAGCUGCGAUCCUGGGCACGACACGACUUCCAGACGAACCGCCACAAAAGCGACGAGGUGGCCAUCAAGAUGCUCCUCCAGCAUGGCAGACGCAGCCUCACAGAACUCAAGACCAGCCUCCACUUGAGCGGGGUGAGCGAGGGCAAAUAGGAAAAAUCUUAAACCGAAAUCUUAGCUUAAUUUGAUUUUAUUUUUGAGCUCGACAACCGUACGAAAAUAAAUACGAGUUAGGACUAAGGACUAAGACAAAA
Molecule: messenger RNA, 517 nt
Organism: Drosophila takahashii
Lineage: Eukaryota; Metazoa; Arthropoda; Insecta; Diptera; Drosophilidae
Product: LYR motif-containing protein 2
Cellular component (GO): mitochondrion
Source: RefSeq, a predicted model, not a curated record